CGUGAAUGCCGGAGACAGGAGGACCGUGGACUACCAAUCCCAGAACUCCCGGCACGGGACCCGCGCACGGCGCAGGCGCUCUCAGCAAACCCGCGGAGUUCUCCAACAUCUUCCAAUAAAGAACUGGUUAUAAAGAGUGAUCAACAGAACAAUGAAGAUAUGAAACCAGUCCAGAAUUUCACAACAAUACCAAUCACACAGGCUCUCAACUACAAUAUGAGCAAAGAAGAACAUUUAGAAAAAGAACCUUGGAAUGUAUAUAGCCAUCAGAGCCCAGUUAACGUCUCCAUCAAUGGCAUUCCCUGCAUUCUCUUUUGGGCCAAAAGGAUCACAAUUAAAUUUAAGAAUCAGACCUGGCUGGACCUUACAGAUGAAGCAUUUGGCUGGAAGACAACAGUGGACACUGGCAAGUCAAAUUGCGGUGAAGAGAGCUCCAUGUUGUCUCUGAAGUUUGGUGAUACUGAAAAUUCCAAAGGUCUUUGUAUAAGAUUCAUCCUUACCAGUUACAACAAGUUGUCCAUCCAUAGUUGGUUUAGCUUGCACCGAGUCGAGAUUAUUCUGAACAACUCAAUCCAAGCAACUUUUAAUGCAUCUGGCAUAUACGCUCCAUUGGGUUACUCCUACCACUGCCAGCGUGUCAGCAGCCUGAAGCAGUAUGACACCCUCUUGCUGCCCAGCGACUGGGACAACUGGGACGAUAUGGCAAGCUUGUGGGAGGUCACUUUUCUUGAUUUCCAGAUCCAAGGCUUUACCAUCAAGGGGAGACAGUUUGCCAAGGCCCGAGACUGUGCUGCUUCCUCCUCGCCAGCAGUUCUGAUCGGCCUGGCGAUGUCCCUGGUCCUGUUGCUGGUGCUGGCCUAUGCCCUGCACAUGCUCAUCUACCUGCGGUACCUGGACCGGCACUACGACUUCAUGGCCUCGCCUGCCCACUUCCCACAGUUGAGAGCGUGGGACGCAGCGGAAGAGAAGGAGCUGCUGAGGGGCCAGGGCGUGGAAUGCCAUGAACUGAGAAGCCAGCGGAUGGGCGACAUUUAUGUCUAGUGGCACAGGCCUCCCUCGCCCUCACGACAUCCACAGUGGGCUCCGAAAGGAGUUGCUUCUGUUCUGUGCUCUUUGACUUGUGAAUUAGAGGUUUUCACCAAAUAGCUUGAUUCAAAAAAGAAAAAGGAAAUACAGAAUGGAUCAUUUUUGAAGCAUUCACUGGCCUACUUAGAUAGACUUGGGGCAAUGAGAAAGGUAUCUCAGGGAUCACACAGAGAUAAACAUGACUGUUGCCCCAAAGCUACCUUGAAAGUAAAAGUAAACGGAUGUUUCAAGUUAGAGAGACAAAAAAAAAAGAGAGAGAGAGAGGGAGAGAGAGAGAGAAUGAUGCAAUAUAGAGAAGGGAAAGUAUGCUUAGUCCUCCAGGCCUGUGCCAGUUCAGAUGUGAUAUGUAUGGAAAUAAUAAACCCAGGGUUGUCUGGAAGUUCAGAAUUUAAA
Cynocephalus volans (Philippine flying lemur) is the source of this 1479-nucleotide messenger RNA. RefSeq names its product V-type proton ATPase subunit S1-like protein. The transcript has 7 exons. The annotation marks the transcript as partial. The record is from RefSeq and is a predicted model, not a curated record. Lineage: Eukaryota; Metazoa; Chordata; Mammalia; Dermoptera; Cynocephalidae.